GGCUGUGUUGUUUCUGGGUUCCUUCCUCCCACUCUUGCUGAAUCUGAUUCACCAUCAAGGCUCGUUGCUUCCCCCUAGUAGCCGCACGGCGCAGCUGUGCCAUGCUGCUGUGUAAACGCGUCCCUGCCCUGGGACGACGGCUGUGGCAGGGGCACCGCGCACCUUCCGUGCCGGAGCUGCGAGAGUUCAUUGUCCGUAACACGGAGGCAGUGAGCGGGUCUCUGAGCCCGGAGAUCACUCUGCGGCUCCUCACUCCGCGCUGUCCCUUCUGGAGCCAGGCUGCCCGGCUAUGGCCCUUCGGCGACCCCUACUGGGCCAUUUACUGGCCGGGAGGACAGGCGCUGUCCAGGUACAUCCUGGAUAACCCUGCGGUUACAAGGGGAAAGAAAGUUCUGGACCUGGGAAGUGGCUGUGGUGCAUCUGCCAUUGCAGCCUUCAUGAGUGGAGCGACCGAUGUUCUUGCCAAUGACAUUGACCCACUUGCAGCAAUUGCGAUAGGAAUAAAUUGCGAACUUAACAAAAUUCCACCACUGCGAGUAGCAACAGAAAACUUAAUUGGAAAGAUUGAAGAAAAAUGGAAUGUGAUUCUUUUGGGAGACAUGUUUUACGAUGAAGAACUUGCCACUGAUUUACUCACUUGGCUGACAAAAUAUAAGAAGCUUCAUGGACCAGAGAUCCUCAUUGGGGAUCCUGGAAGAGCAGAGUUUACAAAAUAUGUUGGACAGAACUGGCUGCAGAAGGUCAGCGAGUAUGAACUUCCUACAUCCACAAAGGAGGAGAAUUAUGGAUUGACUUCAAGCAGUAUCUGGAGAUUUUUGUAGGAUAAAACUGGGCUGGUCCAAGCCAUUUCCUGUCGGGGUACAAUUACAGGCCGUUCAGCUCUUCCUGUCUGAUCUUUUACCUCAAGAGUCAAGAAUGUUUUAUUGUCAUGUUCCAAACAGAACAAUGAAAUUCUUACUUUUAAUGAACUGUACACUGCAAGGGCCAGGAUGCGAGCGGGCAAGAUCAUCUCUGACCGCUCUCAUCCUGGCCACAAACUCUUUGAAUCACUUCCCUCUGGAAGGCGACUCCGGACUGUCAAAGCUGCCACAGCCAGACAUAAAAACAGUUUUUAUCCAUUAGUAGUUGCUCAACAGCCAGAAAUAUGUAGCCUCCCUUUGAUCUGGUAUUUUGUUGGUUCACAUGCUUGAUCAAUGGUGCUUUAUCAUUAAUGUUUUAUUAUUAAUGUUUAGUGUUUU
Messenger RNA from Amblyraja radiata (thorny skate), 1238 nucleotides. It is a transcript of the gene etfbkmt, whose product is annotated as electron transfer flavoprotein subunit beta lysine methyltransferase. NCBI's taxonomy places the organism in Eukaryota, Metazoa, Chordata, Chondrichthyes, Rajiformes, Rajidae. Gene Ontology annotation, molecular function: protein-lysine N-methyltransferase activity. Bases 102 to 821 code for a protein of 239 amino acids. The record is from RefSeq and is a predicted model, not a curated record. Gene Ontology annotation, cellular component: mitochondrial matrix. Gene Ontology annotation, biological process: peptidyl-lysine trimethylation. The transcript is spliced from 3 exons.